Messenger RNA from Nicotiana tabacum (common tobacco), 1126 nucleotides. NCBI's taxonomy places the organism in Eukaryota, Viridiplantae, Streptophyta, Magnoliopsida, Solanales, Solanaceae. The record is from RefSeq and is a predicted model, not a curated record.
AUGAAGGGAAAUCAAAUUCCAACCAAGAAGGUUGAAAACGAGUGGGUUCCCAAAUCCGAAGACGAAUACGAUGCGGAUGAUGUCCGAAAGGUGCAAAAUAAUGCUAAAGCUAUUAACCUAUUAUAUUGUGCUAUAAAUGCUGAUGACUACAGAAAAAUAUCGUGUUGCACAACGGCAAAGGAAAUAUGGGAUAAGCUGGAAAUCACGUACGAAGGUACGGAUCAGGUAAGGGAAGCCAAAGUUGAUUUCCUAACCCAUGCAUAUGAACUGUUUCACAUGAAGGAAGGUGAAAAGGUUGAUGAAAUGUUUGAACGAUUUUCAAAUAUCGUAAACGACUUACAUGCUCUCAAGAAAACAUUCACGGAUAGAGAACUUGUCCGGAAAAUUCUUAGAAGUCUCACUCCGGCAUGGCGAUCAAAGGCCGACGCAAUUCAAGAAUCCAUUGGCGUCUCAAAUGUCACCAUCGACGCAUUAAGAGGUAACCUUAAGACUUAUGAAUCUACUAUACUUAACCCUCUUGUUGAUGAUCAAAGGAAGCAAAGAAUAGCUCUAACGGCAAGCACAAGCCAACCUCAAGUUGAUGAGGACGAAGAUAACGAGUUUGGACUCGUUAUUAAAAGGUUCAACAAGUUCAUGCGCAAAGAGUAUGAACGAAAAGGAAGGCGGCCAGACAAACCGCUAAAAUGUUAUGGAUGCGGAGAAUUAGGGCAUAUCAAACCAAACUGCCCAAAUGCCAAAAAGGAGAAGAAACCUUUUAAGAAGCAACGUGCUUACAUUUCUUGGGGAGGCGACUCCGGAGACGAGUCAAGCGAAGACGAAGCAGACGAAGCCGCAAAUCUUUGUCUUAUGGCACAAGAAGACAACAAAGAUGAGGUAUGUCAAAUCUCUUCUGAAAACUUCUUUACUCUUGAAGAAAUGCAAACUACUUUUGAUGAGUUAUAUACUGAAUUUAUUAAGGCUUCAAAAACUGUUAGGAGCAUAAAAGAAAAUGCUGCCUUAAAAGAAAAUGAUUUUCAAAAACAGCUUUCUUUGAAAGAAAAGGAUUUAGAAAAACUGCUUUUAGAAAAUGAGAAGCUGAAAGAGGAAAACAAGUUUUUCGGAAAAAGAAGCGCCGACAAGCCCGAAA